This is a messenger RNA of Spinacia oleracea (spinach), 1889 nucleotides long. RefSeq lists its product as uncharacterized. Gene Ontology annotation, biological process: DNA replication, Okazaki fragment processing. The coding region runs from base 55 to 1104 and encodes 349 amino acids. The transcript is spliced from 7 exons. The record is from RefSeq and is a predicted model, not a curated record. Gene Ontology annotation, molecular function: 5'-3' exonuclease activity; DNA binding; 5'-flap endonuclease activity. NCBI's taxonomy places the organism in Eukaryota, Viridiplantae, Streptophyta, Magnoliopsida, Caryophyllales, Amaranthaceae.
ACUAGUCCAAAGUCAGACCAAAACCAUCUACAAUUUUAUCUUGCAAGUGAGAAAAUGCUGAGCUUUACAGCAGCUAUCCUUUACACACCCACUCUCUCUUUCCCCCACAAUCACAAAUCGAGCACCAAAUCACCAUUAAAAUGCAAAAAGCUCAAAGCUUUAUCCUCACUUUCUUCAAUCCCUCAAACAAUUGUUGAGCAGGUUUCUCCAAUUCCUGGGAAUUCAACUGGGAAACUGAAAACAAAGGAAAGGGUGUUCUUUUUGGAUGUAAACCCUAUUUGCUAUAAAGGGAGUUCUCCCAAUUUGCACUCUUUUGCCCGCUGGAUUUCUCUCUUCUUUUCUGAAGUCAGCCUCAAUCAUCCUGUCAUUGCUGUAUUCGAUGGGGAAGGAGGCUAUGAACAUCGCAAACAGAUAUUACCUUCUUAUAAAGCACAUAGGGUCAAAUAUUUGAGGCGUAUAUAUACAUCAAAGGGAUUAGGGCAUCUUCCGAUUGGAAGGUCACAAAAAGCUGUUAUAGAUCUUCUAAAGGACUGUCACGUGCCGGUCUUGAAACUUGAAGGUCAGGAAGCAGAUGAUGUUAUUGCUACCCUUGCUAACCAAGUCUUAGAUAGCGGAAAGAGGGUGGUCAUUGCUUCACCUGAUAAAGAUUUCAAGCAAUUGAUAUCAGAAGAUUUGCAACUUGUUCAACCAGUGCCUGAUCUCGAAAGAUGGUCCUUUUAUACAUUGAAGCAGUAUAUUGCUCAAUAUAAUUGUGACCCACAGUCCGAUCUUAGUCUACGAUGCAUUAUCGGCGAUGAAGUUGAUGGUGUUCCUGGAAUCCAGAAUUUGGUUUCAGGAUUUGGUCGGAAAACUGCUCUUAAACUCAUUAAAAAACAUGGAACUCUGGAGAAUUUAUUGAAUGCAGCUUCUUUAAGAACUGUAGGAAAACAAUAUGUCCAAGAAGCCCUUACCAAAUACACCUUUGAGCUUAGAAGGAACUACCAAGUUCUUUCCUUGAGAAGGGACAUUGAUGUGCAUUUUAAAGAUGAGUGGUUAACGAAAAGAGACACAACAAAUGAUUCGGUUGCCAUAGCAAAGCUUCACAACUUGUUGAAAGGAAGCUAAAUCUUCAAUUCUCAGAGAUGUAGUAGGAUCCUGUUGAUCAAUUUGGUAAACUCGAGUAUGCAAGUAUAUAUCCAACUUUGAGGUUUUCUUGAUGUGCCGUGCUUGCCAUCUGUCUGUAAGACCUGCUUGGGGUAAUCCGAAUGAGAGAAGAUGCAAAGGACCGGUGAGUUGCUCGUGUUUUCAAUGGAGUGCUUUAAGGCCUAAACCGAGUAAAUUACAGCCAAAGAUCAUGAAAUCUAUAGCAGCCCCGGGAGUUCAUGCAUCAACAUCAGACGGUCUAAUCCUGAAUUCAACGUCAUAUAUCCGUAUUGCUUACGUUACUGGCUCGAGUGUGGAAGGACCAACUCAAUCAAAAGCUUAAACUGAUGGUCGAAGCCCCAAGAUUAGUUUUAUACUCUAUCACCGAGUAAUACCCAAUGGGGCCGGACCGGGCCGCCGGGGUAAUUGUUUUAUUUUCCCGGCCCGGAUGGCAUUUUCGGUGCUCGUUCGGGUCUAUCUUGUAGUACUUUGUAUGGUUGCAAAGUUGGAAAGUUUUUGGUAUGAUUUGGACGUGGAGAAAUAUGUGGUAUAAGAUGUUGUGCAUGCAGGUCUCAUGGACAUCAGAUUUUCGUCAUUGCAAAUGUCAUUUUUGGGAGGGACUAGUCAUAUAUUUGGGUCCAUUGAUUUUGUAAAAUGUUGGUUAAGAAUUCAUUUUCAUCAUUUUCAUCUUUUAUUGGAUGGGGUCAUGGACCUACAAAAUUCUAGUUGAAGGUGCUGUGAAAUGGCAAGGAAGUUAUCAUGGUUUA